Molecule: messenger RNA, 213 nt
Organism: Entrophospora sp. SA101
Lineage: Eukaryota; Fungi; Glomeromycota; Glomeromycetes; Entrophosporales; Entrophosporaceae
Source: the annotation of a GenBank genome assembly
AUGCCAGUUAGUCUGGGAAGCGUAGUUGCUAAUGAAAUCAAAUUAGUUAAAUUUAUUGAAAGGAAACGUAGUAUUAUGACAGAAAACAAAGAUUUAAAAUACAUUCAACAAUUAAAAAAUCAACCAUAUAUUUCCGAAACCAGAACGGAAUAUGUGCUUAACCAAGAGCAACCAUCUCAAGAACAAAAUAAACCAAAAUCUACUGCUGAAACA